UACAUACAGACGUCUCUCGUUUACUCUCUCUAGUGAAAAAAUGUAGUAAAAAGGAAUAAUAUUUAUAUAAUUUUCUCAAAGAUUACACUAAAUGUAGGCUGAAUUGUGAGUGUAUGUGAAUAAAGCGCCACGCAGGAUACUUAUUGGAAUCAGAAGAGUUUAAAUAAAGCUUGGAGGUAAGAUGGGGUCGACGCACCUGAACCUGCGCGAGGACGACGUGGUGCGGCUGUCGCUGGAGUUCCUGCACAACCGGGACCUGCACAUCACGCAGCUGUCGUUGGAGCGCGAGACCGGCGUCAUCAAUGGCAACUUCGCCGACGACGUCCUCUUCCUGCGGCAACUCAUCCUCGACGGCCAGUGGGACGACGUGCUCGAGUUCAUCCAACCCCUCAGCGCUCUCAAAGCUUUCGAAGCGGACAAAUUCAAUUACGCCAUCCUCAGACAUAAAUACAUAGAACUACUUUGCAUACGAUCAGAAAUAAAAGCCUACAAUAAUGUCGAAAACAUUGUCGACGAGGUCGUCAAAGUGCUGAGCGAUUUAGAAAAACUAGCGCCCUCUAAAGAAGAAUACUCAAAUUUAUGUUUACUUUUAACUUUACCUAGCAUUACAGAUCACGCACAAUUUAAGAAAUGGAAUCCGAGCAACGCUCGCGUCCAGUGCUUCCGUGAGGUUUAUCCUCUAGUAGAACAAUUUUUGCCGUGCGACAAGAAGUCUAGCGGCACCGUAUCUAAAUGUGCGAAGAACGAUCGACUCAUGCAACUGCUAAUUAAGGGUAUAUUGUACGAGUCCUGCGUUAAUUAUUGCCAGGCCAAGGCUACAGGGUCUAAGGAGGCGCAGUCGAACGAAGUAAAUUUUUCCAGGUUACUGGACGGUUCGGGAUUCGACGAGUCUGAUUUGAGUUUGCUUUCGUGGCUACAAUCGAUACCGGCGGAAACGUUCAGCGUGCCUUUCGAACAACGAAUGCUGAAUGUUGAUGUGGAGAAAUUGGAGCGUCCGUCGCUGCAUACGUCGUGGACGGAGCACAUGUUAGUGACGCCGAUUAAGCCCCGAACGUUCCCGCAUUUGGCGAUGCCGUUUAGGAGGCCACGUUCGGCCGCCGACGCCAUGACGCGCUCGCUGCGCCCGCUGCCCGACGGGGCGCCGCGCCACCCGGCCGUUAUGGCCCUGUCCGCUAUCGACUACGGCCCGUCUUCGUCGUGUUUCGCUGGCUUUCAUCUGACAGGAAUAAAAGGCAGCAAACUGAUGAACACCUCCGUCGAUCGAUUGUUUGACAAUAAUAAUGGCGGUAGCAUUUUCGACAACUUGGAUGAUACUUUGAAACCGAUAGAGGAGAAAUUGAAGCCGAUCGGAGAAGGAAAAACGAAUGAAGGAAAUAGCGUGGGUGCUUCAAACGCGACGACGCCUGAACACAGAGGGCAGGACUACUCGGCCUCGACGUCUAUAUCGACCACCGCAGCGUCGACCGAACGCUCGUCUCUGGCGGAGCGAACACCGCAACAGCCCGAGUCGGCGCUGUUGCCCGCGAUGGAGGGAGACUUUAGACGAGAACUGCUCAAAGAGUAUCAGAUUCAGAAGCAGCGGGAAUGCGACGAUUAUCUCCGAAAUCUUUGCUCAACAGACGCGAGACAAAAAGGCAUGGAACAAGGUGAUUCUCCAGGGCAGCCUCCCGGGGCGAAGUGCCCACCGGGCGGCCCCGGCAAGCCGGACCAGCAACACAUGAGGAAAAAUGACAAUGACGAGUCGGAUGUAAGAGAACAGUCAAACGCACAAAACAGAAAUGGCGGCCAUGGUCUUCCCAUGUCGGCGGGCAACAUGGUCGGAGGCGAGGUGAACGGCUCCCGGCCGACAUUCAAACCGGUCACAGUGCUCGAAGACCUGCAGGCGGUCCGCUGCGCCGAAUUCCAUCCCAACGGAAAACUGUACGCUGUCGGCUCCAACACCAAAACCCUCAGGAUAUGCACCUAUCCCAAGAUAGAUGAUGUCAAGGAUAACAGCGCGCCUUCGGCUCCGACGGUACUGCUUAAACGCACCAAGCAUCACAAGGGCAGUAUCUACUGCCUGGCCUGGAGCCCGGCGGGGGACCUGCUCGCCACCGGCUCCAACGACAAGACCGUCAAGCUGAUGCGGUUCAACAGCCACACCUGCAACCUGGAAGGCCAGGAGGUGGAGUUGACGAUGCACGACGGCACAGUGAGAGACGUGUGCUUCAUAGAAGACACGACGAACAAGACCAGUCUGCUGGUGAGCGGCGGCGCGGGCGACUGCAAGAUAUACGUCACCGACUGCGCUACCGGCAAGACUUUCCAGGCACUAAGCGGUCACUCCGGGCACGUGUUGUCGCUGUACAACUGGGGCGGAGCGAUGUUCGUGUCGGGCAGCCAGGACAAGUCGGUCCGCUUCUGGGACCUGAGGACGGGGGGAUGCGUCAACGUCAUCUCGCCGCCAGUCGGCAGUGCUACCAAGGGUGCAGCCGUGGCGUCGCUGGCUGUGGACCCGUCCGGGCGGCUGCUGGUGUGCGGGCACGACGACGGCUCGUGCGCGCUGCACGACGUGCGCGGCUCGCGCGCGCUGCAGCGGUUCACGCCGCACUCGGGCGACGUGCGCAGCGUGCGCUUCUCGCCCGGCGCCUAUUAUCUGCUCACGGCCGGCUACGACACCAGGGUCGUGCUCACGGAUCUUCAGGGUGAUUUGACCUGCGCCUUGCCGAGCGUCCCCGUGGCCCGGCACCCCGACAAGGUGAUUUCCGCUAGGUGGCACCCAGACGACUUCUCCUUCCUUUCCACUUCUGCAGACAAGACCGCCGUGCUGUGGACGAUACCGCCGGUCUAACCUGCCCAGGUAUCCAUCCGGCUCGUACUAACAUUGAAAAACGAUGGCGCUUUUCUGACUUGGCGAUGCGAAAUCUGCGAACUGGUUCCCAGUUUUAUUGGUGCAGGGAAUUGGUUUGCGCCGGGGGACCGUACUGCUUUGAUUCCGCACUGCUAAAACAGGGCAGGGCAGCGCCUAAUUUGUCUUUCCUGGGCUAGCACAACUAGUCAUCAUAUCGUGACAUUGAGCCUCAUAAUUUCUCAUUAUUAACAAAGUUCAAGCUGUGCUUGCCUCGCGUUUGUGAAUUAUUUUGGCAUAACUAGCUCUUGUUCUGUAGCAUUGGUUUGGCAAAAUUGUUUAUAUUUCAUGUCAUGUCCUCAUUUCGGGAACGGGAAAGACAAAAUAGAAAUGUAAUCUUAAAGCAAUAAGCAAGACGUGGAAGGAUAACGUACAUGGAUCAAGAAAAGUCAACGUGGUUUCGUAUUAGGCUGUCAAGAAGGGGGACCGACAUACGUAUGUAUAUAUUAUUGCUUCACCGACAAGAGUGCUAAAUAUAUGAUCAUGAAUCUAUGUAUGAUCCAAUGUUUAUCAGUUGCGUUGCCUUCAGUAUAAAGUCAAAUUUGCAUUACGACCACCGCGUGGUCGUCGCCUAUAUUUUGAUAUGGAAAGUCACAAAUUAUGGUUACUAUUGCUACAAAAAAUCAGAAAAAGGCUAAGUACGAGUGGUUUGUGUUCAUAAUUUAAAUUUCUCGUGUAAAGUCCUGUAAUAAACUAAUAACAUAGGCAAUGCUUAAAUAUAUAUACAUAAUUAUAUUCUGUAAAUAAAUAAAAUUACGUUUUAAAUUUUAUACGAAAGAUUUUACGAAGGGUGUCUCGGUAAUUCAAUUUGGCGAAGUGUUAGAUUUUUCGUAAAUUGCGGGAGCUUCGCCACCUAGAGUACACACAGUAUGAGAUUUUUUAUACCAUUUGACUUCUAUUUCAUAAAUAAUAAAAUACACCAUACUCUAUGUUCACAAUUCAACUUUAACUAUGAAUCUUUACUGUCCUUUGUUAAUUCUUCCUCCUGGUCAUACGGGAAAGUGACUCAAGUGAUUUGAAAUUGUACUCACGGUUAAUUUUUAAACUUCCUACUACAAUACAGAGUAAUUAUGUUGUUCAUAAAUUUUAUUUCUUUUUACAUUAUGUUGUUAAAUGAAAUAAAUGACUCCGCAGUUAUGUGUCGUUUGU
Leguminivora glycinivorella is the source of this 4036-nucleotide messenger RNA. RefSeq names its product WD repeat-containing protein 47. The record is from RefSeq and is a predicted model, not a curated record. The transcript has 10 exons. NCBI's taxonomy places the organism in Eukaryota, Metazoa, Arthropoda, Insecta, Lepidoptera, Tortricidae. Gene Ontology annotation, molecular function: protein binding. The coding region runs from base 182 to 2830 and encodes 882 amino acids.